Molecule: messenger RNA, 347 nt
Organism: Notechis scutatus (mainland tiger snake)
Lineage: Eukaryota; Metazoa; Chordata; Lepidosauria; Squamata; Elapidae
Source: RefSeq, a predicted model, not a curated record
GGGACGGAGUUUGACAGCAGCUUAACCCGCGACCAGCCCUUCAUCUUCUCCCUGGGCACCGGACAAGUCAUCAAAGGCUGGGAACAAGGCUUGCUCGGGAUGUGCGAAGGCGAGAAAAGAAAGUUAGUCAUCCCUUCAGAGCUCGGUUAUGGAGAUCGGGGAGCACCGCCCAAAAUCCCAGGCGGCGCCACGCUCAUCUUUGAAGUGGAACUGCUGAAGAUUGAGCGCCGCCAAGAACUAUAGCUGCCAGGAAGAGGGGUUCGUGGGGAGGGGGUGCGCACGGACGGACAGGCCGGAGAAGGAACGGGAAACGGGUUUGUCGCUCCUAGAGGGGCCAAAUAAAUAAA